AUGAGUAAUCCCAAAGAUAAUUCCGGGGAUCAAUCUUCCGGCCGAGGUGACCGCCAACCCUCCCCGCCUCGCACCGGAGAACAUCCUCCCCCAAUGCCACAAACAGAAAACCCUGAUCCCCAGCCUCCCCACCAUGCCCGUGCCGGAUCAUUAUCUGCAGCUGGUGGUACCGCUCGGGCAGAAGGGGCCAAUGUUGGGUCCGGUCAGGCUGAUGGUGGCGGUGAAGCCCGGAGGCCUACUCCUCCGAAGAAGAGAUACAGAGAAGGCGAUCCCGGUGCUAGUUCUUCAAGCAAAUCAAAGAUAAAGCCGGUUGAUAAUCAGCCACAACCACAACCAGAGCCACAGCCACAGCCACUGCCACAGCCACAGCCACAACCACAGCGGGUCGUGUAUAAAUGCAGUGAGUGUCCGAGAGUGUUUGACAGAGAGAAAAGUUUGUUCGGGCACCUGAGGAGUCAUAAGGAUCGCAGUUGGCGUGGUGCAUAUCCACCGCCACGCUUCAACCAAGAAGAAAUCGACGAAGACAUGGCGAAGGUGAUUGCGCGACUACAGGGCCGAGUAGUCAGCGAAAGUACGAGCCAAAGAAGGGAGGAAGUGGCUGCGGCGCCUGUGGCAGAGACCAAAGGAGGGGGAAGAGAGGAGGCGGGGCUAGAUCUUAACGUGCCGGCGCCUGAAGAAGGCGCUGAGGACGAUCAGCCACCAUCACCCAAAAGGGAAGAUGGUCAAGAUAUUGAUCUGAACCGGUCACCCCCCUCAGACACAUGA
This is a messenger RNA of Cornus florida, 765 nucleotides long. RefSeq names its product zinc finger protein ZAT2. NCBI's taxonomy places the organism in Eukaryota, Viridiplantae, Streptophyta, Magnoliopsida, Cornales, Cornaceae. The record is from RefSeq and is a predicted model, not a curated record. The coding region runs from base 1 to 765 and encodes 254 amino acids. The transcript has a single exon.